Molecule: messenger RNA, 681 nt
Organism: Leishmania braziliensis MHOM/BR/75/M2904
Lineage: Eukaryota; Euglenozoa; Kinetoplastea; Trypanosomatida; Trypanosomatidae
Exons: 1
Coding region: 1-681 (226 amino acids)
Source: RefSeq, a predicted model, not a curated record
AUGGAAAGAAGCACACGAGGCAAUAGUGCACACUGCCCCUUUCUCGAUGUGUUUCUUUCAACUCUGCACCCCCAUGGCACCAUCCAGUCCACUCCUCAUGCCUCCUUUAAAGCUCACUGUGGGACAAUGGAUCACCGAGGAGGUUCUUCCUCUUCGGCGUCGCGCCCAAAAAAAGCAUACCAUUCGAAUCUAGGUGACGAUGAUGUUUCUGCAAAUGCAUUCCCGAGAGAAACGUUCUCCGAUGAUCAAAUUCAAGAGAUUGAACAGCUUUUGUCGCGUAUUAGUAACGAAAUGGAUGACCAUGAGAUGAUAGCAAGCUCCUUCGAUACUGAUCAUGUUUCAUCGCCAACAGGGGUGCUUGUGGCACAGAAGAACUGCGAGCAUAACAAAAUGCUAUCCGACAGGCGACAAGGCAUAGACGCAGACGAUAAACGGGACCGUAUUUGGAAGGCGCGUAUCGCAGAUGUGCACACGUACCUGGAGCAUAAAAAGCGCGAUUCCAUCAAUGCGAUCAUCAAUAAGCGUAAAUUCCGAGAGAAGGUCAGGCAGCAGCGCCACUGGCACCGCACUCGAUAUCACAGCUCAAUACCCAAACUCGUGCCUUCUCUCACCGAUCAGUUUUCAAAAUACUAUGUUCAAGCCGACGACAUGAUGCUAUUUGUUGAGAUGCGAAGUCGCUGA